UUAGCUUUAGUAAUACUUAUAAUACUAAUUAUUUUAAGCUGUUUUUUUUUUAAGUUACUAAUACGUUCGGCCUUAUUAAUAAUAAAAAAACUAAGAGGUUUUUAG
Molecule: messenger RNA, 105 nt
Organism: Colletotrichum lupini
Lineage: Eukaryota; Fungi; Ascomycota; Sordariomycetes; Glomerellales; Glomerellaceae
Exons: 2
Source: RefSeq, a predicted model, not a curated record